UGGUGAUGGUGAUGGUGCUGGCCCAAGCUACCUGAACUGUAAACCCCACAAUUGCUUGAACAAUGAAUCAUGCACGGACCAGUGCGGCUGUCGGCCCCUCGCUCCCUUCCCUCGAGGUCCUCAGCCUUGCCUACCUGAACUGCUUUCAUAACCACCUGCAUCCAACUCUUACUCAACCAUUCUUACGUAGCAUCGUCAAAACCAUCAUAAAUAUGCCUCCCCUGGCAGCUACAUCGCCACCUCCCGAACUCGUUGGGUUCUUCUCAGGAACUCACAAAGAUCGCCAUGGCCGUUCUCUGGCAGACAUGAUUGCCUAUAGUGAUGAGAAGCUUGAGCGACGCCACGAUUAUAUCCAAACUCUCUUCCCUCUGCCUGAGCGAUCUGCCAUUGAUCUCCAUGCCCCAAUUAUCGACGAAUCAGUCUUCAAUGCCUUCCGUUCGGACCCCAAAUUGAAAGCCAGCCUUCUGAGUGCUUUCCAUAGAAUCCUAGAGUUCUAUGGUUUUGAGCUUGACAAACGUGAGAAUGGCACUUGUGUCGUGAGUGUUUUCCAAUAUGCCUUGCGCCAUUCUUCCUGCGUUCCAAGUUACUAAUAUUCAAAAGGUAAAGAAAGGACCCAACUUCGGUACGAACCCCAAAACCUGGAAUCGAUCCUUUGACCACAAUCACUUACGAAUUACUCGCAUCAUCCGGUGUCUUCGAGUCCUGGGUCUUCAGGGCGAGGCUCUAGCUUUCCAUGCGGCACUCAUCAAAUACUCCAAAAACUCCACGCCACGAUCUAGAGAAUACUGGCGACGCGCUGCUUUCCAAACACUCAAUAUGAAGCCUGACGACCAGUCGAAGAGCGAUUGCGACCUCACUGUGGGUAGACUAUUCCUUCGAAAAUACGAGGAAGAUUUAAAGGCCGAGAAGGAGAAGGCAGAAAAGGUCGAGGAAAGCCAAAAUGGGGAAGGCAUAGUCGAAGGCGACGAGUCGGCGGGAAAAGCAGAGAAAUUGGAACGAGCUCGAUUUCUGUCGCCCGGGCCGCCUAGAAAGAGAUCUCGCACGAUCAAAUGAAAACCAUGUGUGUAUGGUGAAAGAAAGGGAUGGUGAUGGUGGUGGAAGUGGAGUUUGCUUGAGCGCUGUUGAUACCCAGAUACCUACAUAGAUUUUCGUUAUGGCUUCAUUGCCCAGGAAAUUAUACCCCGCUGCUGAGAUUGUAGCAGAGCGCUAAAUACACAGCGUUCUCUUCAA
Messenger RNA from Hymenoscyphus albidus, 1230 nucleotides. The record is from the annotation of a GenBank genome assembly. Lineage: Eukaryota; Fungi; Ascomycota; Leotiomycetes; Helotiales; Helotiaceae.